AUGAAUGGCUCAUCGAAUUCAUAUUCCAUCUCAAAUCGUAAUCAUAACAUUCAAAUAACCGAUCGUCUUCUUUCAAUUUAUUCGCUCUUACUAAUUUUAAUUGGUACUCCUUGUAAUCUUCUUUGUUGCAUAAUUUACUUUAAAAAAUCAAAUCGUUCAAAUUCAAUAAAACUUGUAUUUGGAUUUUUAGCUUUUCUCGAUACGAUCGCUCUUUAUACAUUCAAUUUAAAUUAUGUAUUUCGAGAAUUUAACGUUGAUGUUAAAAUAACCUAUUUCAAUAACCGUAAAAAUAUUAAUAAUAAUGGCAGUCCAUAUUUCUAUGAAAAGGAAAAUAUUAAUGUUGCUAUUAUUAAAAGAAACCUCGAGGAAUAUUCACUAUUCAUCUGUCGUUUUUUGUCCUAUUUGGCAUUUUCUACCUUACAAACAUCGUCAUGGGUGUUGGCAUUCGGUUCGUUUAAUCGUUUUUUAUUAGUAAAAAAGAUAUCGCAUUUUGAAUUCAUUUGUAAACGACGUUAUACGAUAGCCAUAUGUCUUUUCCUAGCAUGUUUAUUUUUUCUAUUAAAUAUCCAUAUACUUUGGAUGAACGGGUACUAUUCGCCAGCAGGCGAUACUGUAUGUUAUAAAAAUCUACGGUUUCCAAACUACAUGCUAUGGCAUCAACGCUUACAUUUAUUUCUUUAUUCAGUUAUACCGAGCAUUAUCUUAUUUAUAUUUAAUGCACUUUUAAUGCGUAUUAUAUUUGCAAGUAAGAAACGUUUAGAUAAGCAUAGACGUAUAGUUUUAUUUGCGGCCACAGCAACAACAGCAUUACCAAUGAUUAGACAAAAACAUUUUCUUGCCCCACGACAGAUAUCACCGUCACGCGCAACAUUCAAACGGUCGAAUAGAAAUAAUCCAGCAAGAUUAUUAUAUCGGCAUAGUAGAAAAUUAACUAUGUCGUUGAUAUUUAUAACAAUAUCUUAUUUUGCAUUGACGUUUCCGUCGACAGUUAUUUUUUCAUUUUUUCGUCCAUAUAUUGAACCACCAGCAUUAAGGCGUACUAUCUCAUUGUUAUUUACUAAUUUAUCAACGACUACACAUGCUAUUCGAUUUUUUAUUUAUUUUUUUUGUUCCACUGAUUUUCGUAAAGAUUUCUAUAAUUUAUUUUUAUGCAGACGAUCAUCUCGACGAAAGUCUAUUCUAACACAAGAACAAACCACUACCGUACCUCACACUAAGAGACACAUGGAAUCGCGAUCAACAAUAAAUAAAAAUUUUUUGCUUGAAUGUGAUGAAAACGAGAAAAAAAGAAAAGAAUAA
This is a messenger RNA of Rotaria socialis, 1299 nucleotides long. NCBI's taxonomy places the organism in Eukaryota, Metazoa, Rotifera, Eurotatoria, Philodinida, Philodinidae. The record is from the annotation of a GenBank genome assembly.